UUGAGCUUAAAAUGAAAAACAGAAGGUGUUAUUGAAGACGAAGUCUCCUUGGUUCCAUGUCGCUGGCACAAAACCAGUAGAUGAGAAAUGAGCAACGAAACCCUCCCACCAAACUCACCUGGAUUGGCUGUAUUGCCCACUGAAUCCAUUCGCUCCUUUCUUCUCUCAGCCUCCAAAGAGCCACGCCUUUCUCAUCAACUACGAGACCUUGCUUCCAAUCUUAUCUCUCAAAAUCAUAUACACUAUGGUUCUCUUCGGAGCAUAUGGAUCGCAUCCGACCCUUCUACCCGACCUCAAUUGAUCAGCCUCUUCUCUGGAUCCGAAUUCAUCUUCACCAGUCCUAAACCUAGAGAAAAGAGUGAAGAAUUAAAGGCAAGACUGAGGAAACUCCAAGAAUUGGCUGAGAAGAAUGCAUAUCUAGAGCUUGUUAAGGAUAUAACGCCUAGGAAGGUUGAGAAUGAGCCUUUCUCCUCUUACAAGGAUCAGCUUGGUUUUGGUUUACAUGUUGCACUUACCAUGUUUACUGGCUAUCUUGUGGGAUAUGCAGCAUUCAGGGCAUUGUUUGGCCACAGUCCUGCAAUGAGUGCUGCUGGAGGGAUUCUUGGUAUAGUGUGUGGAAUGCUCGUAGAAACUCUCCUUUUCAUCAUUAGAACUUCUAAUCGAGACCUUAAGUCAUCAACUGCUACUUCUACGCUGAAGAAGAAUCAAUAGACUUGGUACAAAGAGGUCGAUUUUCUGAAUCUGUGUUGUUGGAUUCUGAAUUGUAAAAGUUAGUUUAUGAUCAAUAUUUGUUGUCACCAGUAACCUGAAUACAGGGUCACUGUGUAUGCGGAACUUGGUUGCCAAUGAUGCUAAAUUUGGUUCAUGUUUUUAAGUGAAGUGCAAUAAAAACUCGAACAGUCUUCUUAUUCUUUCA
Manihot esculenta (cassava) is the source of this 916-nucleotide messenger RNA. RefSeq lists its product as uncharacterized. The transcript is spliced from 4 exons. Gene Ontology annotation, cellular component: endomembrane system. Bases 88 to 711 code for a protein of 207 amino acids. Gene Ontology annotation, biological process: vacuolar proton-transporting V-type ATPase complex assembly. Lineage: Eukaryota; Viridiplantae; Streptophyta; Magnoliopsida; Malpighiales; Euphorbiaceae. The record is from RefSeq and is a predicted model, not a curated record.